Zygotorulaspora mrakii is the source of this 1272-nucleotide messenger RNA. RefSeq names its product bile acid:sodium symporter family protein. The coding region runs from base 1 to 1272 and encodes 423 amino acids. The record is from RefSeq and is a predicted model, not a curated record. Lineage: Eukaryota; Fungi; Ascomycota; Saccharomycetes; Saccharomycetales; Saccharomycetaceae. The transcript has a single exon. Gene Ontology annotation, cellular component: plasma membrane.
AUGAUGGAUUGCAAUAAAAAUCUGUGGAUAAAAAUUUGGAAUCAUCCAAUCGUUACAUACUUGAAGACACAAUGGUUCACUUUUUGUCUGGCGAUUUUCAUCAUCAUAGCUAGAUUUGCACCUAAUUUUGCGGCUAAUGGAGGUCUGAUCAAGGCACAGUACACCAUUGGGUACGGUGCCGUUGCAUGGAUAUUUCUACAGAGCGGGAUUAGUAUGAAGACAUCGAAGCUAUUAGUCAAUAUGGGUAACUGGAGAGCACAUCUGGUAAUAUUUAUAAUGAGCUUUCUAAUAACGUCUUCUAUAAUUUAUGGCUUCUGCUGUGCGAUAAAAGCGUCUAAUAACCAUAAUAUCGACGAAUGGGUUCUCGUUGGUCUCCUUGUUACGGCAACCUGCCCUACAACUGUUGCGUCUAACGUCGUUUUAACCACGAACGCUGGUGGUAAUGAGUUGCUUUCAGUAUGUGAGGUAUUCUUGGGGAAUACUCUAGGUGCUUUUAUCACGCCAGCUUUGGUUCAAAUGUACACUAGAUCAGGACCUUUCCAAUUCGGCAAUCCCGCCGGAGCGCAAGGUAUCGCAGCAUUAUAUGGUCGUGUGAUGAAACAGGUUGGGCUAACGGUAUUUCUUCCGUUACUGGUGGGGCAACUAAUUCAAAACUUUCUACCAAAAAUAUCGGAGGCAUAUCUGAAUUUUCUAAAACGAUAUCAUAUCAAAAUUGGAACUAUCAUGCUUCUACUCGUUAUGUUUAGCUCAUUUUCCACUGCAUUCAAACAGGGGGCUUUUACAAGCGUACCGCAUGUGUGCAUCAUAUUUCUCUGUUUUUUUAACUUCGGCGUAUACGUUUUCUUCACUGGGAUUUGUUUCGUUUUCGCACGGCCAUUCUUUAUUCCAAUGCUCUUUCCAACAGAGCCAAUCUACGGCGAAUCAUCGAAAACGUACUAUUAUUCAUAUAAGAUUUUCAAACCAUUCUACUAUUGCAAGAGAGAUUCCAUAUGCAUUAUGUUCUGCGGUGCUUCAAAAACAGCGGCACUAGGAGUAUCAUUGAUUACUUCUCAAUAUGCCAACGACAAUGAUAAUUUAGGUAAGCUGCUAGUCCCGUUGGUUUUAUACCAAAGUCAGCAGGUAAUCACAGCUAGUUUGUUUGUGCCGCUUCUUAAAAAAUGGUGCAGCGAUGAGCAACCCGAUGUUGUAGAGCUGCAAAGUCGAGAAUACGACAUAGAAAAUAAGUUAUCGAAAGUCGAGGAAACUGCAACUACAAACUCAAUGGAGUCGUGA